AUGUCGUUAGUUCGAUCUGGUAGAGAGAACUAUCCGAGGAAACUACAUACGCUUUCCUCAACACCCAAGCAAUCAUUUUCAAGAGAGAAAGAUCAUACAAUAACCAUGAGACAAACAAAAUUGAAAGUUAUUCCGGAAAUAGCCGAACUUAGAAACAUAAGGAAAGCAUAUACCAAAUUCACUGAAAUUUUCUCAGAGUUUAUUGUCCAAAAUCCGCCUCAAAUCACAACUAACGAAUUAUCGGCAGCGUUCUCAGAUUUCAAGGUUAACUUCGAAACAUUUCUUACAAAUUGUUCACUGUUCUUCAAAACAGCUGAAUCAACACGCCGUGUUGGUAGAUUUUCUCCUCUAAUUGAGUUUUCGCAAAAAAUGUUAAAUUAUUGGACAACUAUAGUUUCGAAAAUGAAUGAAUUCGCAGAUGUUAAGAUGUUACCACAUGUUGCUAAAUUCAAAGCUGAUUUCUCUUGUUUAAAUACCAAUGUCCAGCAAAUAUCUGACUCAAUUGUUACAAAAACAUAUUACAAAGAGAGCGUUGCAUCUCAAGCGAAAGUUGUGAAAUUCAAUAUCAAUCAAUUAAGUACAGCCGUUAAUAAGGUUAUGAAAAAUGAGCCAGAAAAAGGAUUUCCUCCACAAGCUCUUGCUGAACUCAAAUACAGAACUAAUCAACUUUGCAAGCUUAUUAAUGAUAAAUACAUAAUUUUGCUUCCUUCCAAUGUUACUUCAACUCCAGAACUUAUUCGCUUAAGAAGUUUGCUUCAGUCUGCAGGUGGUGACAUACUUGCAUUACUUGACUCAGCCUACAACUUCAGAGCUCUUGUUUCCCAUUCAUUAAACAGAAUGAAACGUCUUGAUAACGAAAUCAGACAAAUGUUAGAUGCAACAGGUAUUAAAUACACAAUUAAUAUUGUUCCUAAUGGUGAUGACACUCCAAGUGAAGCUGAAGAGGAAGAAGAAGCUGCACCAAUUCAUGAAAAUGAUCUUCAUAACACAGAAGAGAUGUUUUCUAUACAAAUACCAGAAACAAAGAUUCCAGAAAUAUCACCAAGAAUGGUUCCUCGCUCAACGUUACAUUCUUCUAAAUCAAUGCGUGGAGGAACAGUAAAAUUUGCUUCCCAAACACAAAAUAUCGCAACAGCUCGUUCUGUAAUGACACCAAGGAAGCCAUUAAUAUCAGUUCCUAAUGAAAAACUCUUAGCAUUUUUGACAGAGAUGGAAUCAACAUUAGGGAUUUCAGUUGAUGAAAAUUCAACUUAUACCGACAGAUUAACAGCAAUUGAAAAGACCGUUAAAGAGAAACUAGGGAAGCCCGAUAGCCCUAUCGAAAAUAAUAAUACUAACAAUGUAGAAGACCCAAAUAAUAAUGAAAAUAACAAAGAAGAAAAGGAAUAA
Messenger RNA from Trichomonas vaginalis G3, 1389 nucleotides. RefSeq lists its product as uncharacterized. Lineage: Eukaryota; Parabasalia; Trichomonadida; Trichomonadidae. Bases 1 to 1389 code for a protein of 462 amino acids. The record is from RefSeq and is a predicted model, not a curated record. The transcript has a single exon.